Molecule: messenger RNA, 3069 nt
Organism: Amoebophrya sp. A25
Lineage: Eukaryota; Dinophyceae; Syndiniales; Amoebophryaceae
Source: the annotation of a GenBank genome assembly
UGUUGUAAAUCAAAAUUGUCUUGUUCGAACAAAUUGCUACAAUUCAUUGUACUACUAUUAUUAUUAUUAUUAGUUCGCGCGCGGCCCGAACGCCUCACACGUGCUACGCCCUCGGGCGCUCUUACCAUCUGUCACUAUGGACACCGAUGUAAGGGCGCUAAGGACCUUCCUGACGGACCGAUGUUGUUGUUGGGUUUAAUGGGGAAAAGGCGCAUUCUACUGCGCUACGUUGUUCCUUUCCAAACCUUCAUUCUAAUUCAUCUCCGCCGCACACUCUCACCCGAACACUCCCCCGCGUGCCGCCCAUCCUCCGCUCUAUGCCGCCGGCCGCACCUUACCUGCACGCGGCAACAAGGACGGAUGGGCAGCACUUACACUGCCCAUCGACGCCCUCGGGCCGCGGUACUCGUCCUGCGCGCGUCCGUAUGGCCGGGGCUCUCAACGCCGGUGUGUCCGUUCCGCGUGGGCGGUGGAGCCGUGCCCGCUGCGGUGACCGUACGCACUUAUCUAAAUGGGACCUCUCCAAUUCUAUCUAUUUCGUGUUACUCACGCUGCCCCACGACCCCUCCCUGCGAACGCACCUCGGCGUCCCUGCGCGGUUCGUCACGGCGGUGACUGGGCGGGCGCGCUCCCCUUCUUUUCCGUCAAAAAAGGAUCUCCUCAUGCACCCUAUAUAGAGAUGCCUGUAACGCGUGCCUGUCCGCGAUGCAGCCUAUCUCGGCUGCUGCGCUCGCUCGCGACGUGAUAAACUUCUUUUUCAUACGCUGUUGCUCAUGUUCGUUGAGGUCGUCGAAGAAGACGAUCUUCGACCUCAGCGUCUUCUUCGCAUACUCGGGCGCCGCGGCGCCGACCGUCCGCUUCUUCACUGCGUUCUUCGUAUAUUCCUCCAAUGGGUCUCUAAACAUAUCCGUUUCUAUAUCUGCGCGGUGCCAUGUAUCUAUAUCUAGCAGCCGCUUCGAACGUAACAAGAAUGGCCAUCUCCUCCAGAACGGCCCUUUCAUAUAUGUGCACUGCCUCCGCCGCCUCCUCUUGUAUGUGGGUAUGACUACUGUCUCUUCAUCGUCUUCCCUGAUGUCUCAUAUAUGCUGGCUCUUUACCUCGUUUGAGCAGGCCUCAACAUCGGUCUUUCCGUCCUCGUCUGCCUCCUGCUUGGUAGACAUCCAUGUCCCGCGACCGCUUGCUGCCUGCUUGGGUUUUGCUUUCGCGCGUGCCUGAACGACCAUGGCUCCUGCUACGGCUCCUCCGGCUGCGCGACACACCGUUGUCGCGUCUACCGUGAUCGUACUGCUUCCUCGAUCGAGAAUCUCUUCGCGCUUCCGUUUUCCUAGUGCUCUUCCGUGCACUCUCGCCGUCACCGUGCCCACCGUCGCGUGUGUUAGCGACCGUUGACCCGUUCAGGUUCUGCUUGGAGAUAUCGGCGUCGGCAGAACUAGACAUGGCUCUCAUCUUUGUCCACAUCUUCACCAGCAGGUCCGGCGACAUGCCCGGGAACUCUGCAGCGAUCUCUUCCGGCACUGACGCUCCUGGGAUGUUGCCGACACACUCUUUGCUCGCGCCGUUCGCACUCGUCGAACCCGGGACCGCCCGCGACCGCAUCGGCGUUAACUCCGUACUGCUCAUUGACGAGAUCGUCGCUCUAGGUGCCUCCAGGGCGUGCAUGCCUGUGUCCGGGCCUGCAGGGGCGUUCUCGAAGCCGAUCCGGGUAAUGCCGUCGCCCACGUGCGCAACAACUGUUGGGUGCACUGCGUGCCCGGCCGGCGGUCGUUGCUGACCGCACUUGGUGUCGCGUUGAUGCUCGCUGCUCACUAUCGUCGCUUGCCCAUGCCCUCCCGUACGCUCUGUUGCUGUGUGCGCCAGUUCGAACGGCCGCUCCUCGGGUGUACCGAAGAAAGCUGCGCGCCCGGCUCGAGCGUUAUCUACCGCUUUCUGGCGCAACUCUGUCACCAUCGGUAACCGAAACCUGACCAUCGGUUGUCUUUCCGCUGCCUCCAACGCCCUUCUUUGCUGAAACUGCGGCGACGAUCGCGACCAUCUGUUCUCGCUGUUGUCCCAAAAAUUCGCUAAAGCCAACGGUAUCACCGACGGCGCUUGCGCGACCGGAAAUAUUGGUAUAUUCGCGUAUUGCUUGGGCAUCAUAUUCGGCUUUUUCGGCCAAUGCGCUAUCGUUGAUAAAAUUUAAUAUUCCCUCGGCUGUGCGCUAUCCGGCAUCGGUGCUUCCCCUACCAACGGAGCAAUCCCGAUAUCUCGAAAUUGGUCCGCGAAGACCGCCAGGUUAUAUGCUAAUAUACACUGAUGAUCGUUUUCCGUGCUCACCGUGUUGGUGGUUGUCUGGAAGCGAAGGAACAUCGGUGAUCCGUCGUUCGUUGUACUACUACAAAAACAUUGUCAUUACCGUAAAACAUCGGAUAUUUCCAUUCUAGACAACAUAGCUCAAAUAUCAUCUAUAACAGGGACAACCUUGAAGCACUUGUCUAACAUUCAUUCUAGACAACAUAGAGCCCGCCGGUGCGCCCACACUCGGCGGAGCCAAUCUUCAUUAGACUUGUUUAGCAUCCGUACAAUUAGGAACACCUGGCGUUUAUCUGUUUUCCAAUUCAUCAUGUAUUUAUAGCUUUGAAUAAUCUUUGUCAUCUAUUAUAGUAGGAUGCGCAGGAGCAUACUAGAAAGAUGAGAUGAAAAUUAUGAUUGUAGCUGUAGCUUGUUGUGUAGUCUUAUCAUGUCUAUUAUCGCUUGGAUUUGCGGUCUGCCUCAGCUGUGCUUCUACAUCUAGAAGUACUUGAGUAACUUGACUACGUUCUUCAAUUAUUUUUCAUCAUCCCUAAGCGGCCAAUCUUAAACUACAAGAGCACCACGAAAACGAACACAUAUGUAAAUGAUAACAAUCCAGUAAAUCAGAUCUGAAUACGAAUACAUAAAUCGUCAAAAAGUCCCCCAAAACAUCAUCAAAAGUACCUUCUUUCCCAGCGUUGUUAGAAUGAUCUUGCUUCAUUCAACAAAGCAAACGACAAUGAUUAGUGAAAUGCUUGGUGAAAAUGACACCAGAUGAAAAAGGAGAAGGACAUCUUCAUA